Hippoglossus stenolepis (Pacific halibut) is the source of this 1867-nucleotide messenger RNA. It is a transcript of the gene itm2ca, whose product is annotated as integral membrane protein 2Ca. Gene Ontology annotation, biological process: negative regulation of amyloid precursor protein biosynthetic process. Bases 139 to 915 code for a protein of 258 amino acids. Gene Ontology annotation, cellular component: extracellular exosome; plasma membrane; Golgi apparatus. Gene Ontology annotation, molecular function: amyloid-beta binding. Lineage: Eukaryota; Metazoa; Chordata; Actinopteri; Pleuronectiformes; Pleuronectidae. The transcript is spliced from 6 exons. The record is from RefSeq and is a predicted model, not a curated record.
UCUACGAGCUACCGACUUGAGUUUGCCCUUACUGCCGACGAGGAGGUGAGGGGAGGAGUUUCAGAGAAGUGUCCGGAUACAGUGAACAUAGAGGAGGGGGGAAGACACCUGCACAGACAGACACACACAGACACAGCCAUGGUGAAGAUCAGCUUCCAGUCUGUCUCGGGACAGAAAGAUGAGAAGGAAGAUGGCGACAAGACCGAAGUCCUCAUCCCUCAUCAGAUGGAUGAAGAAGAGCUGGUCCUGCCGCUGCGUCCCAGGAAGUCUCUCCUCAACGGCCUGUGCUGCCUGACAUUUGGCCUGGUUGUGUUCAUGGCCGGUCUGGUCCUCGCCUCUAUUUAUGUCUACCGCUACUACUUCAUACCUCAUAUCCCUGAGGAGAACCUGUUCCACUGCCGGGUGCUAUAUGAAGACUCAGUGUACGCACCGCUGCGUGGGCGUCAGGAGCUGGAGGAAAAUGUCGGCAUCUACUUGGCCGACAACUAUGAGAAAAUCACUGUGCCCGUGCCUCACUUUGGAGGCGGUGACCCUGCUGGAAUAAUCCACGACUUCAACAGAGGACUGACUGCCUACCAUGACAUUGCUCUGGACAAGUGCUACGUAAUUGAGCUCAACACCACCAUCGUGAUGCCUCCACGCAACCUUUGGGAGCUUCUUAUUAACGUCAAGAAGGGAACAUACUUGCCUCAGACCUACAUCAUCCAUGAAGACAUGGUGGUGACUGGCAAAGUGCACAACAUGCGUCAGCUGGGACCUUUCAUUUACCGCCUGUGCAACGGGAAGGAGACGUACCGCCUGAGCCGUCGUGUCAAGCGUAGACGCAUCAACAAGCGCGAGGCGAAGGACUGCCACCACAUCCGUCACUUUGAGAACACAUUUGUGGUGGAGACUGUUAUCUGCGAUGAAGCGUAAACGGUUUAUCCAUGUCAUACCCCCCCACCCACCUAAAGGCACAUCUCCAGUUGCUACCGCAGCCACUGUAGCACUCUCUCGUGGUUCAGAUCAUGUCUGAGUUGCACUUUACUUGUGAAUUUUUUUUCAAUUUCCCAUAGGUAAUAUGUACCCUUAUCUGUGAUGCAAUACUUACCUGAUGGUUCUAUCACAGGAUUUUCCAUGUAGCAAAGUCCUUAAGCCAAUAAUGACUCAUGAUUUCAAGAUCUCUCCUGUUGCUCUUCGGGGAUUUCUAUGAUGGUUACUGUCGUGGGGGGAGGUGACUGUUGUUUAGUUUUUUCCUCGAGCUCUGGAGGUUAAUUUGUGUCUCUUCGUUUCACUAACAUCUACACAAAGCAUGCAUCCAUGCUUUCCUGAGCAAACAUUUUCCAUACAUUUCAAUUAUCUUCUUUUCUCUCCUGUUCUCAGUAAUGUAAACAUGUAACUGCUGAUGACUAGUUGCUUGCUUGCAUCUUAAUUCUCUUGCCUGUUGCUUCCUCUCUUUCUGUUUUUCUCUUCUUCCUUCAAAGCUUCAGUAGUAGUAGAGUUGCACUGGGCAUUAGGCUGAAUUCACUUUUAUAAUAUUCUAUCACAAUUGAAACCGGUAAAGACCAUUAUUAAUAUUUUGCUCUCAUUUAUCAUUGGCUUUUCACUUAUUAUUGUGCUUUUUUUGCAAUUCAAAAGCUCCUUAUCACUGCAUUGGUGAACCAUUUUACAAUAUUGUCUUUGUUUUCCCUUGCACGUGUUGAUCUAUAAGAGAAAAAACAGUUUUGUAAACCAACGUUUAAAGCCUUAGUCCAGAGUCAGAGACUGGACUAAAGUCAGAGCUACUGAAAGGGAGCUUAUAAUAUAUGUUAGUUAAACAAAACCAACUCUGAUCUGUAUAUUUUGUCUGUUAAGGAAAUAUGUCUGGCAAUAAAGUAGUGAAAAAGUG